Ostreobium quekettii is the source of this 1620-nucleotide messenger RNA. The record is from the annotation of a GenBank genome assembly. NCBI's taxonomy places the organism in Eukaryota, Viridiplantae, Chlorophyta, Ulvophyceae, Bryopsidales, Ostreobiaceae.
AUGGUCUCCGAGGUGUCACCCCUCGAUGACCAACCCGCCACCGACGCCCUCCCUCCCGAUCACACCCUCGCCCUCCUCAUCCGCCGGUCCAAGUCCCCGGAAGGCGCCGGCGACUUGCUCGCCGACGGCACCCCCGCCCGGGCGGCCGCCUGGCUGGCGUCAUGCCUGGACGCCUGGAGGCGCAGCCCACACUCCGACGCCCCGCCGCAUGCCAUCUCCCAAGUGCUGACUCUGCUCAGGAACCUGUGCGCGCUGGGCGCCCCGUCGGCGAUUGCGAUCGUCGACUCCGGCGCCGUGGCCUCCGCGGGGGCCGCUGCUCACUUGGCGGCGUCCCGACCCGUCCGGCCCGAUCGCGAGGGGUGGCUGCUCCGCGUGUGCGCGCAGUUUCUGGGAAACUGCGCCACGGCGUCGCCGGAGGGCGCCGCGUCCGUCUGGCGCCGAUGCUUCCCGGACGUCUUUGAGUCCCUGGCGACGGCGGGGGAGGCGGGGAUCGAGCCGCUGUGCAUGGCGCUCACCGCGUGCUGCCGCGCAUCGAGACGGUGCUGCCUGGACCUGUGCGGGGAGAGCGGGAGGGGGAUUCUCGAUGCCGCGGCGGGGGGCCUGGAGUUUGGUGGCGGCGCCAGGGAGUGGCUGGCGAUGCUGGUUGGCCACAUUGGCUACUGCGAGGGCCUACUGGGCGAGGUGGUCGGGACGUCCGGGGACUCCUCGGGCCCCUCUGCGGCCUCCCCGGACUUAAAACUCCUCCGGGUGCUGGCCCUGCCGGACCUUUUUGAGUGGGUGCCCCGGAGGGGGCUGUCAGCGCAAAUUGUGCUCAAAUCGUUGAAUGCGCUGUCCUGCCUUACGCAGCGGCUGGCGGCGGAGUGCGGCGAAGCGAAGGGCGGUCCCUACGCGCCGGAACGCCUCGAGCUGGUGCUCCAAUGCCUGAGGGGUGGGACAGGAUUUGACGGGCUGCAGGGAAUGGGGGAGGAGGCGGGGGGCGACCCCGUGUCGGCCUUGUGCGCAGACAGCGGCCUGCUGGAGUGCCUGGUGGGCUGCUUGAGGUCAUUGGAGCCGAUCCAACUGCCGGGGAGGGCCUGCCCCGGGCAGGGUCCCGUGCCUGCCGUUGGGGAGGGGCAAAUGGGAUCUGAGAGGAUAGGAUGGGAAACCAUUCCCAGGAUGGCAUCCCAGACUUGUCAGGAUUGUGAGGAAUCUGAGGUAGGAGGCAGGAGAGGGAGGGAGGAGGGAAUGGGCGGCGAGGGCCGAUGUGGCGGAGAGGGGGCUGCUGGCGGGUUCCCAAGGAAGCAGCCUUACAGGGGGUAUCGCACGGACGUGGUGGCAGUCCUGGCCAACUCGAUGUACAGGCGACCGGAGGUGCAGCGCGCGGUGAUGGGCCUUGGGGGCCUGCCCCUCCUGCUGAAUCAGUGCCGCCUCGACGACGCCAGCCCGAUGGUGAACGAGUGGGCGCUGUGGGCGGUGCGGAACAUGUGCGAGGGCAGCGCGGAAGCUCGGGAAUUCAUCUCUGGCCUUCAGCUGCAGACCGUCGUGGACCUGCCAGAGCUGGCAGAAAGGGGGAUCAAGAUCGAGGUUGACAGGGACACUGGCAAGCUCAAGGUCGUCAAGAGGGAAAGCGAUUCAUGCUGA